Ziziphus jujuba (common jujube) is the source of this 2245-nucleotide messenger RNA. Its product is annotated as FRIGIDA-like protein 4a. Bases 391 to 1959 code for a protein of 522 amino acids. The transcript is spliced from 3 exons. Lineage: Eukaryota; Viridiplantae; Streptophyta; Magnoliopsida; Rosales; Rhamnaceae. The record is from RefSeq and is a predicted model, not a curated record.
CACUACCAUCCAAACACUCCCUUAUCCCACGUCAACAUUGAACAAUCUUUCUUCUGUUCCCGCAAUUCUUUACCAAAUCUUAUCCUGCGCACCCCCUCUGCACCGCUUGCUUAUUUUAGACUCUUCUCGUGCCUCUAUGCGUACUUUAAAAUCCCUACGCAUCCGCGGCGCAUUCUAGAAUUCCCACCUCCAACUAACUUUUUUGGGACAGCAUCCUACACGUGUCCUUUUACUGAUCGUCCACGUCAUUUCUAUGUCUUCUUCUUUCUUCAGCUAGCUUUAUCCCGUCUUCCCUCUCUCUCUCUGUCUGCAAUUUUAGGGUUUCUAUUUUUUUGUUUCUCUCUUAAUUCUUGCUUUGGCUAUUGAGUUGAGAAAAGAAGUACGAUAAUCAUGGGGUCGAUCCCCGAUCCCGGCGAGUUGACUGAGUUGACUCCGCCGAGUUUCGAGGAGUUUCAGAAGCAGACGUCUCUGAUGACAAGCUGUACUUUACUGUGGAAGGAGCUCUCGGACCAUUUCUCUUACUUGGAGCAGAACCUCCUGAAGAAGUCUGAGGCACUAAAGCGCAAAAUCCAAACCCUAGACAGCGAGACCAAGGAAGGUCUCAGGGAGCUCGAGAAGCGCGAGGUCACCAUCGGAGACAGCGUCGGCAUCGCUCUCGGCAAGGUCGAGAUGAGCAAAGAGGCCGCACUCGGGGCCCUAAAAAAAGGCUUGUCCUCCUCCGCCAACGAUAAUGGAGAGGUCGACGACGGCGAGGGUUUGCUGCUGAAACUGAAAUCGUUUUGCCUGAAUAUGGACGCCGGAGAGUUCUGGAGGUUCGUGACCGGAAAAAAGAAGGAAUUGGAUGUGCUGAGAGCUCAGAUGCCUCUGGCCCUGGCGGAGUGCGUCGAUCCGGCGAAGUUUGUACUGGAAGCGAUAUCGGAGGUUUUUCCGGUGGAUAAGAGGGCGGAGAAAAGCGAUAAAGGGAAUGACUUGGGUUGGGCUUGUGUUUUGGUGCUGGAGUCCCUCAUUCCGGUGGUGGUGGACCCGGUAAUCGGAAAAUCAAGGCUUUUGGUGACGCCGAGCGUGAAGGAACGCGCCAAGGACAUCGCUGAUACAUGGAAGGCUAGCUUGGAAGAGAGAGGAGGUAUCGAGAACGUGAAGACGCCGGAUGUUCACACUUUUCUUCAGCAUUUGGUGACCUUCGGUAUUGUGAAGAAGGAGGACGUGGAUUUGUACAGGAAGCUCGUGGUUGGUUCUGCAUGGCGGAAGCAGAUGCCCAAGCUCGCUGUUUCGCUUGGCCUCUCUGAUAAAAUGCCAGACAUGAUUGAAGAAUUAAUCAGCAAGGGGCAGCAGCUUGAUGCUGUACAUUUCACUUAUGAAGUUGGUCUUGUGGACAAGUUUCCUCCAGUACCCCUGCUGAAGGCUUUUCUGAAAGAUGCUAAAAAGGUUGCAGCUUCCAUUUUGGAGGACCCUAAUAAUGUUGGCCGAGCUGCUCAACUAGCUGGCCGUAAAGAGCAGUCAGCACUCCGUGCUGUCAUCAAGUGCAUAGAAGAGUACAAACUUGAGGCACAGUUCCCUCCAGAAAAUCUCAAGAAGCGCCUUGAACAGCUAGAGAAGGUCAAGACAGAGAAGAAAAGGCCAGCUACAGUCCCUGCCAACAAACGAACACGAGCUAACAAUGGCGGCCCCAUGCCUCCUGCCAAGGCUGGCCGUUUGGCAAAUGCAUAUGUAUCUUCAUUCCCCGCGGCUCCUGCAUUCGUCAGGUCUCCUUCGCAUGCUCAAUACCCUGCUCCAGUUCCUCCAUACCAUUCACCACCCACCAUGUAUGGCAGCAGAAGCCCACCGGCCAAUCCUUAUGCAUACUCACCUGAGGCGGCCCCCCUAGCUGGUUCAUACCCAGGAGCUCCCAUGAACUAUCCUGCAUAUGGGGGUUAUGGAAAUGGCAUGGCACCAGCUUAUCAGCAGGCUUACUACCGAUAGACAUGACUCGCUGAAUUGAAGAUGGUAACCACUGAUAUGAUGACCCCAAUCUUAUCUGCUUUUCCAAUGGCUUGUUUGUAAUCACUAACCUUUUAAUGGUAGCGAUGAUCUGUGUGUUAAUCAUAAUAUUUUCCUGCUUCUUGUGGGAAGCUGUAUUUCUAAUGUUGAUCAAACUCUAGUUACUAGGUUAUUGUGGAAAGUAAUUAGGAUGACCGCAAAAAAACACUAAGGUACGACCCAUGUUGCUCUGUUUAGCUGUAGAAAGACUAUUCUUACUUUUCUGUAA